GGCCCCGCCCAGGGCCGGCUGCAGCCGCCUCCGGGCGCUGUUUGCUCCCAGUUCCCUCCCAGUGCUCCCAGUACGGGCGAUACUGGAAGGGAAAGCGCUCCCACUUCCUUCCCGCUGCUCCCAGAAUCGCUCCCGGUGCUCCCAGUGUCGCUCCGAGUGCGGGGCCGCUUUGGAACCCUCCAAGGGCAGAGCGCGGCUGCUUUUGAGUGUCAGCACCACCCGGGCCGGGCUGGGAGCGAAGGAGGAUCAGGAGGAAGAGGAGGGUCAGAGGAGGACAACAAAGAAAGGGAGAGGCAGGAGCAGGAGGAGCAGGAACAGCACAGACAGAGGAGGAGAAGGAGGAGGAGCGGGAGGAGGGGGAGGAGCGGGGGGAAGCGGAGCAACAGCAGAACCACGUGAAUUCCCCGCGUGGUUGCUCGGACCGCAGCUCCCCCGGCUCCGGCAGCAUCGCCCUCGCCCCCGGAACCCGCCGGAUUUUCCAUUCCCAAACUUUGGUCUCAUAAAGGAGGAGGAGGUCACAAGGAAGAAGAAGAUAGCCCUGGAGCCCCAGGCAGACAUGGAACUGAGGAUGGAGACCAGAGAGGACAAAUCCCCACAGCAGAACCUCGUGGAAGAGGCAGGUUUGAGCGGCUCCACGAUGCAGGAAUCCAACGGGGAGGAAAAGCCCCGGAGAUCCCAAACAAGGAGGGGCUGCAAAUACAGAUCACGGGGAUCUGAGCAGGAAAGACCCACCCUGGGCUUGGGAGGCACCCAGAGAUCUGGCCGGAGCUUGGAGCUGGAGGUCCAUGAGCAGCUUCACAAGGGGGAGAAGCACCACAAGUGCUGGAAAUGUGAGAAGAGCUUCAGCCAGAGAUCCCACUUGAUUUGCCAUUGGGGAAUCAACACUGGGGAUUGGCCCUACGAGUGUGGGGCCUGUGGGAAGAGGUUCAAGUCGAGUUCCACCCUCAUUGUCCACAAGAGGAUCCACACUGGGGAGAGGCCCUAUGAGUGUGACCAAUGCAGGAAGAGGUUUUUGAGGAGCUCCAAUCUCCUACUGCACCAGCGGAUUCACACGAAUGAGAGGCCCUUCCGCUGCCCCGACUGCAAGAAAGGCUUCAAACAAAACUCUGCCCUCAUCUGUCACCGGCGCAUUCACACCGGGGAGAGGCCCUACAAGUGUUCCGAGUGUGGGAAGAGCUUCAUCCAGCGCUCCACCCUGAAUAUCCACCAGAGAAGCCACACGGGGGAACGGCCCUAUGAGUGUGGGGAGUGUGGGAAGAGCUUCAGGUCGAGCUCCGCCCUGACUAUCCACCAGAGAAGCCACACAGGGGAACGGCCCUACGAAUGUGGCAAGUGUGGGAAGAGCUUCAAGACUAGCUCCAACCUGCUUGUCCACCAGAGGAGCCACACAGGGGAACGACGCUAUGACUGUGGUAAAUGCAGGAAGAGAUUUCAAACUAUCUCUGAUCUCCUCAGGCAUCAGCAGAUUCACACAGAUGAGAGGCCCUUCCGCUGCCACGACUGUGGGAAGGGCUUCAGGGAUAAGUCCCACCUCGUCAGGCACCGGCGCAUCCACACUGGGGAAAGGCCCUAUGAGUGUUCUGAGUGUGGGAGGAGCUUUUCCACCAGUUCCCACCUGAUCAGCCACCAGCGAAUGCACACUGGAGAGAGGCCCUACGAGUGUCCCGAAUGCGGGAAGAGCUUCUCACAAAGCUCUACCCUGACUGCCCACCAGCGCAUCCACACUGGAGAGAGACCCUACAAGUGUCCUGAGUGUGGGAAGAGCUUUAGGCACAGCUCAGUCUUGAAAAAACACCAACGGAGGCACCAUUAAGGAAGUCCUGCAAGUGCCCCAAGUGCAGCAAGAGCUUCAUGUGCUGCUCCAGCUCUGUCCCCCGUGGGAGUAUCUGUGCUGGAUGAUCUCCAGUGAUCCCCAGUGGGCAGAGCCCCGGUGAUCCGUGGUGCCAGUGAUCCGUGUUGGGAAGACACCUGGCUGGGGGGCUCCACAUCUUCCUGACUCCCCGUGGCCUGGAUUUUCUUUUCAUUUCUCUUUAUACUUUCAAAACAGCCAAAACCGGGGUAAAAAUAAAAUAAUUUC
Messenger RNA from Hirundo rustica (Barn swallow), 2077 nucleotides. RefSeq names its product zinc finger protein 664-like. The record is from RefSeq and is a predicted model, not a curated record. The transcript is spliced from 3 exons. NCBI's taxonomy places the organism in Eukaryota, Metazoa, Chordata, Aves, Passeriformes, Hirundinidae. The coding region runs from base 557 to 1813 and encodes 418 amino acids.